UGGCGUCAGCACUUGUUCAGUCCCGCUCUCAUCGCAUCGUCAUCGUUGCUCCACUGGCUUCAUGCGGAUUUCACUUCGGGACGGACGGAUUUAGUGAAACAGUUUGUAGUUGUUGUUGUUGUGCUCUAUUUUGGUAGCUGAGUGAGUGGGGAUAUCGUUUGUGAGGAGCGAUUGCAGUGUUUGCAGACAGAGAUUUGUUUUGCUGUGAGAAUCGUUGAAAGUUCUGGGUUACCAUGAGCCAGGCGGAGGAGCCGAAGCCGCAGCAGAGCGUGAAAUCUGAGCAAGCGGCGCCGCAGGCAUCGACUUCAUGCCGCAAGAAGAAGUCGGAGAAUUCGACCUUCUUUGGAGACGUCCUUGACCAUAUCGAUGAAUUUGUGCAUGCGUCGUACGAUGAGCACAAGACUUGCUUGGAGAAAACGCUUCACAAGAUGUUUGGUAUGUCGAAGGCGGUGUCUAACGAAGCACGACCUACAAGUGCGACGAAUCCCGUGGAAAACGUGAUGUCUAGACCCGCGACUACUGACUAGAUAUUCUGAAGAACCUGAUGGGACAGAUCGUUGUUAGGAUUGAGAAAGAGGUAUCCAAAUGUGCUACUAAAGAGAUCGGCACUCGGAUUAGAACAGAGAUGUAGUAGUUCAGUGGAUUUGCCGUUAUGUCCUUUCUUACAAUAAGAAACUGUUAUAAAAGAACCUGUCAGUAUUCUGUGUAAUAUUGACAGUUAGCGAAUUUCAUAUCGAUUUUAUGAAGGUGAAUUAGAGGAGGUAUGGGGUUGAACAACUUCAUUUUAACAGGUAGGCUUAGCCACUCUCUUUAUUUUCAGGUAAGCCAAGUCUUAGGCCACAAGCAACAUGCUAGCAAAUAUUUUCUGCUGAGCUGAAAUGUGAUUUGGAAGGGAAAUUCGAGUCCUAGUAGUACUGGGAGGUCACGGGGACCACCUAUGCAUGUCUUGCCUUUUGUGCUUUCUUUUGAAGUUAUGAUUCAAUGUAUUAUAAGAAAAGUGAUGGGUUAUAGAU
Molecule: messenger RNA, 1013 nt
Organism: Physcomitrium patens
Lineage: Eukaryota; Viridiplantae; Streptophyta; Bryopsida; Funariales; Funariaceae
Source: RefSeq, a predicted model, not a curated record